Molecule: messenger RNA, 5847 nt
Organism: Myotis daubentonii (Daubenton's bat)
Lineage: Eukaryota; Metazoa; Chordata; Mammalia; Chiroptera; Vespertilionidae
Gene: ANKEF1
Product: ankyrin repeat and EF-hand domain containing 1
Molecular function (GO): calcium ion binding; protein binding
Source: RefSeq, a predicted model, not a curated record
GCAACGGGGUCGGACAUCCGCGGCUCCUGAUCACCCCCAGGACUGAGAGUAUUUGCUUUGGUCCACAAAAGCAUUUUCAAGAAGUUGGUCAAGUAUGGCUUUAGCAGAUAAGAGACUUGAGAACCUGCAAAUCUACAAAUGUCUCCAGUGUGUUCGGAACAAAGACAAGAAGCAGAUAGAGAAGCUGACCAGACUUGGUUACCCUGAACUAAUCAAUUUCACAGAUCCUAUUGAUGGACAGAGUGCUCUGCACUUAGCCUCGGUCUCCAAUGACACUGACAUGGUCAGCUUUCUCCUUAGCCUUGGUGCCCACCCUGAUGUGAAAGACCGAAUGGGCUGUACUCCGGCAAUGAGGGCUGCAGAACUGGGCCAUGAGAUGUCCAUGGAAAUAUUAGCCAAGGCAAAGGCGGAUAUGACUCUAGUUGAUAACGAAGGAAAAGGUAUUUUGUUUUACUGCAUUUUACCUACUAAGAGGCAUUAUCGCUGUGCACUGAUUGCCCUGGAACAUGGCGCAGACGUCAACAAUUGUAGCUAUGAUGGGAAACCGGUGUUCCUUAGAGCUUGCGAAGCAGCACAUGAUAUUAAAGAAAUGUGCCUGACGCUUUUGGAAAAAGGAGCCAAUCCAAAUGCUAUCAACACAGCCACAGGUCGCACGGCUCUAAUGGAAUCGGCAAGAGAAGGAGUGGUAGAACUGGUUCGAGGGAUAUUGGAAAGAGGAGGUGAAGUGAAUGCAUUUGAUAACGAGAGACAUCAGGCUGCACAUUUUGCUGCCAAAGGAGGCUUUUUUGAUAUAUUGAAGCUUCUUUAUGCCUACAAUGGAGAUAUGGGACUGAUUGGAAUGAAUGGGAACACACCACUUCAUUAUGCUGCCAUGGGUGGUUUUGCAGAUUGCUGUAAAUAUAUAGCUCAGCGAGGAUGUGACCUGAAAUGGAAGAAUUUAGAACAUAAAACAGCCAGGACUGUGGCUAAGGAAAGCGGCUUCAAAGCAGCAAGCAAAGAAAUACGGCGGGCAGAGAGAAUGGCUAAUAAACUGGCCAAACCAGGAGUCAAAAAUCCGAAUCCACUCUGGGCCCUUCGGCUUCAUGACUGGUCAGUAGAAUAUGAGGCUAUACUUCGGGAAGCCUUUUCGUUUGUGGACAAGGGCGAUGGGACAGUCAGCAAGGAAGAUUUUGUGUUAGUGCUGGAGGAGAGGCAGGACUUCAUACCCUCGGAUCAGCUGAACUACAUCGCUCAACUUAGUGAAAAAGUCCGGGGAGCAGGGGUCAACAUUAACGAUUUUUUUAAGGGAACCCGAUAUUUAAGCAAGACUUAUGUCUUGGGAUCCUAUGGGCCUAAGAAAAAGAAAAAAGGAAUAGCCAAAAAGGGGAAGAAAGGCAAGUUCGUUUUACCCCUUCCGGUCUGUGUCAUCCCUGACAAUGCAUUUCCACGCCGGAGUGAUGGUGGGCCACCAUAUUACAUGAUUGAAACCUACAAGAAUGUCACGGAUUGCAAUCGGUUUAAUCGGGAUCAUCCGCCAGAACAUCCCAUUCAGGAUGACUCUGCUUGGUACAUUGAUGAUUCAGGGAAGAUAUUUUCAAAUAUUAACUUUCUCACCAAGGCAGGAGACCUAGCUUCUCUUAAAAAGGCAUUUGAAUCAGGCAUACCGGUGGAUAUGAAGGAUAAUUAUUAUAAAACACCGCUAAUGACUGCUUGUGCAAGUGGAAACAUAGAAGUGGUCAAGUUUCUUCUUGAAAAAGGGGCUAAUGUUAAUGCAACAGAUAAUUUUCUGUGGACUCCACUUCACUUUGCAUGCCAUGCAGGCCAACAAGACAUUGUUGAACUUCUCAUUCAGUCUGGAGCCACGAUAGAAGCACUUUCAAUCAACAACUCGACUCCUUUAUUUCGAGCCAUUGAGAGCUGUAGAUUGGAUACUGUCAAAUACCUACUUGAUAUUGGUGCCAAAUUCCAGGUGGAAAAUAGAAAAGGGCAAACUCCCAUGGAUGUUGCAAAGGCAUAUGCUGACUCUAGAAUAAUUGGUUUGAUUAAAGAAAAGCUAGAUAACUUGCCAAAACCAACAGAAAGCCAAAAACUUUUGAAACCCAAGCCAUCUAUUAAAGCGAAAACUGAAGUUUCUGAAAUUAAGAAAGAAGAGGAACCACUUUCAUCAAUUUAUACUGUACCAACCAUAUUGGAGGAAAAGAAAAUGCAUAAGGAUAAUGUGGUUCAUCUCAAUUCAUUGAUUACCAGUGGUUAUACCAAGAAAGUGAAUAUCACAUUUACUCCACGGAGGACCUGGAGUCCUGAAGCCACAACAGCAGAGCUGAUCAGGAAGAGGGAGCUGCAGAGGGAGAGGUUCACUUAUGAGGUGGACUUUGAAGACUUCAUGAUGCCCUUUCAGAAGAACAUUACAGAGAAAGCUCGCGCAUUGGAAGCUGUUUUCAAGAACUAAAUCACAGAGGUUUCGUCUUGGGUUAAACAUUUCAAGGCCCAGGGACCAAACUUUGGAGAAGGUAGAUAUUUCCAUCAAAACAAUCCACAAAUUAAGUAUUUGUAACCAAACAUUUGUUUUUGCUUUAACAACUAUAAAUAUUCUGAGCUGUCUAGAGAAGGUGUGUUUUAUUUUGCAAUGAAUUACAUGUGAUUCUGGACAAAUCCCCCGAUCUUCUUUAAGAUUGUAGUGGAAUAAAUGGCAUUUUAGUUAUAAACAUAACAUUAUUGUCAAAAAAUGUACCAAAUGUCCACCAUUAUGUUUGCUAAAGAUAUAAUUCUGGGAAUUGAUUAAAACAGUAUAAUAUUGGGGAAGGGGAGUUUUUAGCCCAAUAAGGGAAGUGUUUGUUUCUCACGUAUCAUCGUAAGUGAUGUGUAUGAGGUAACUAAACUUUGACACCUGUGGCAGACACUGUCAGCGCUUCACCCAUUUCUCCUCUGCGGUGGGGUUGUAGCAUUCUCAGGCCUGAUUGCAGAUGCUGGAAGGCUGCCUCUAACACUUAAAUGUGUACAGUAGGGGCCAAAGUAUGUGGGCAUGAGAGUCUCCUGGAAGCAGCCCCCAAGUAGUGACUGAACAGAUCCAGUGUAUGUUGCCAUGGUGGGAGCCUUCUAAAGUGCAUGUUCUCACUGAUUCCUAGGGCUCCCAGCGGGACUAAGAUCAAGAUGCCCACAGUGGAGAUUUGUGUGAUAGCACACCCUUCCUUGGUGCCCUUCUCUUCCCUGUCUUCUCACUUUCGUUUCACCCCUCUGGUCUUUAUUGAGAUCACCUCCCAAAUACUUACACCUCAAUUCUUGUUUCAAGGUUCUUUCUGUAAGGACCCAAACUAAGACAACAUCUAUGGUAUUCCGAUUCUGAGGCCCCUAGCAAAUAUCUUAAAGCACGUUCUCUUACCUUUUGCCUGCGACAAAAUAAGCAUUUCCCCAACUUAGAGGAUUUGUCCCCAAGGUCUUAAGCAUUUGAGAAGUAGUGCAAGUUGUAUUCACACACUACUUCAUACUUCAUACUCAUACUUUAGACAAAAUUUCCAGAUGUCAUAAAAAUAUAUAUGAUAGAGAAUGACUAGAUAUUAUAUGUGACUUUUCCUUAAGGCAAGUAUGUGAGGGGCAAGAGAGAAGGGUGAACUUAAGAGACCCACCAUAAAACCUUAAAAAUGUCUUUUGGGCCUGGGGCCUGAUCAUACUUAGAAAUGAGUUAUGUCAGGGUUCCACCAGAGACAUAGAACCAGUAGGUUGGACGGAUAGAUAGAUUAUAGAUAGAUAGAUAGAUAGAUAGAUAGAUAGAUAGAUAGAUAGAUAGAUAGAUAGAUAUAAAGAGAUUUAUUGCAAGGAGUUAACUUACAGAUUAUGGGGGCUGGUAGGACAAGCCAUCAGGAAGGACAGGGUAAACACUGUUGGACAAGAGAUGUCCCUGCAGUUUACAAGUGGGGUUUCUUCUUCCUCAGGGAAACCUCAGUUCUGUUCUUAAGGCCUUUUAACUGAUUCCCUCUACCCCCUGAUUAUUAAGGAUAAUCUCCUUUACAUAAAGUCAAUUAAUUGUAGUUGCAUGUACAUAAUUCCUUCACAGCAACACUACAGCUAAUGUCUGGGUUCUAUGACCCAGCCCAACUGAGCCAUAAAACUGGCCACAGCUAGAGGUGUACUACUGAGUAAAAAGCUAGCUCACCCACACCAAGAGGUACAACGAGUGCUGGGGAGGGCCUCCAAAAAUAUCCACAAAAAGCCCACUGACAGCAAGAGUCCACUUUAGACUCUGCCUUACCAGAGGGCACACCUUUAGGGUACAACUCUGUCAGCCGUAUACAUGAAGCCCCUUUCCUUUAAACCCCUCCCUCAUUUGUCACCCAUGGAGGCCUUUAAGGCAGCUAGUGAGUCCAGGAGAAGGCUGGGUGAGUGAGUAAAGAAGCUAAUCACACCCAUCUUCUGAGGCAGGCUUGAACUGGGGUUGCUUAUAUAUUUUAUAAUAUGGAGCCUGGAAAUUAGCUAUUAGAACUCAAUUUUGUUGUUUUAUGAGGUUUUUUUGGUCUGUUUAUUUUUUCAUUUUAACUUAAUGUCAGAUUUACAGAAAAAUUGCAAGAUUUUUACAAAGAAACCUGCAUAUUCUUUAACCAGAUUACCAAAAUAUUAACCAUCCACUUUCUCUCUUUAAGUCUCUGCAUAUACAUAUGUGUAUGUGUAACUUUUUUUUCAGAACUAUUUGUCAGUUGAAGACCUGUAAACUUUCAGCAUGUUUUUCCAUAAAACAAGAACAUUCUUUCACAUAACUAUAUUACAAUUGUCAAUUAGGAAACCAAUAUUUGAAUUAAUUACAUAUUUUAUCCACAGACCUUAUUCAGAUUUUGCUAUAUGUCCCAAUAAUAUUCUAUGGAGCAGAAGAAAAUCCCAGACCAUGGGCUGCAUUCAGUUGUCACAUCUCUUUGACCUCUUAUGUAGCUUGAAACAGUCUGUCCAUCUUUCUUUGUUUUUAACGACAUUGGAAUAUUAGAAGAAUUCAGGCCAAUUAUUUUGUAAAAUGUCCCUCAAUUUUGAUUGUCUCAUAUUUGCUCAAGAAUAGAUUCAGGAGAUGCAUUUUAGGUAGGAACACCACAGGGUUUCUCAGUUCAUCUUAUAAGAGGCACCUGAUGCUGAUAUGCGAUGUAAACUUUGUAAACCUUAAUCUCUUGGUUGAAGUGGUAUCUACCUGAUUUCUCCACUGUAAAGUUAUUCUUUUUCCCUUUGUACUUACAUGGAUAGAUUCUUUAAAUUACAUACAUUUCCUCUUAGUCCCACAACUCUCACCACCUAAUUUUAGCAUUUAUGGAUAGUUCCUUCCCGAAAUAAGUGUUCUAGUGAUGGUUGCUAUGACAUGAUUUUCUAAUUUGAUCAUUCUGCAUUUCUCGGUUGAAUCUCUACCACUGGGCAGAACUUCCUCUUCUUCCCUAUUUAUGUGUUUAAAUCAGCAUAGACUCAUGCUUGCCAUUUUUAUUAAAUGGGUUAUAAUCCUUUGAUCUCAUUAUUUAUUUUGAUCCUCAAAUUGUCCCAGAUUUGGCCGGGGGGGGGGGGGGGCGGGGAGCCCCUUCAAGCUAGUUCCUGAGAAUAAGAUAUUUUGUUGCCUAAAUUAAUUUGGGGACUCCUGACAUUGAGGGAGAAUGCCUGCCCAUGGUUUCUUUUCUGAACACACCAAAAAAAUGAAUCUGCACAGUAUAUUUUCAGAGGCUAGAACUUUCUGCUGUCACCCUAGUGAGUACUUUCUAAAUGCCAGUUUUCUAGGUAGCAGGGUUCUGUGGUCACCGUCAGCUGUUUGCAAACAUAAACUGAGAGAAAGUGAUAAUGUCAAGUCGUAUUAAUUCUCUUUUCUCUGAGUUUAAUACUAAACCCAACCAGAGCAAAGUCAAAGUUUUUCGG